Messenger RNA from Carassius carassius (crucian carp), 1836 nucleotides. Its product is annotated as hippocalcin-like protein 1. The record is from RefSeq and is a predicted model, not a curated record. The transcript is spliced from 5 exons. NCBI's taxonomy places the organism in Eukaryota, Metazoa, Chordata, Actinopteri, Cypriniformes, Cyprinidae. The coding region runs from base 317 to 898 and encodes 193 amino acids. Gene Ontology annotation, molecular function: calcium ion binding.
UGUGUCCAUUGUUGGUCUCAGAAAGGCCAUCCAGUUCCCUUAGAACUGACAGCAUGACCUCUUUAUCCUCAAUUGGAUGGACUGAGUCAAUGCUUCCAUCGAGGUGCAGUGUCUUCAUGUUGGCUUCAUCUAGAGCAGAGGCACUGCCAGAGCAGAGAUUAGACCUCUCUUGAUGUUCAAAAUAUUGACUGGUUCAUCAUCCUCAGGAAACAACUUGAUGUCAUCAUUUCCCUCAACGGUGAACUUCAGUGGGUUCCUGAGAAUCGAGAUCAGGGAGCAGCAAGGGUCUGGGAAUCAUCUGUGAGAGUGUUUCGUCAUGGGUAAACAGAACAGCAAGUUGCGACCCGAGGUCCUCAAUGACCUGCGGGAGAACACUGAAUUCACGGACCACGAGCUGCAGGAGUGGUACCGCGGCUUCUUGAAGGACUGCCCAUCUGGCCACCUAACGGUAGAGGAAUUCAAGAAGAUCUAUGCCAAUUUCUUUCCCUACGGUGACGCUUCGAAGUUUGCAGAGCACGUCUUCCGCACCUUCGACACCAACGGCGAUGCCACCAUUGACUUCCGGGAGUUCAUUAUUGCCCUGAGCGUGACCUCACGUGGAGGUCUGGAGCAGAAGCUCCGCUGGGCCUUCAGCAUGUAUGAUCUGGAUGGCAACGGAUACAUCAGCCGAGCUGAAAUGCUGGAGAUCGUACAGGCGAUUUAUAAAAUGGUGUCAUCUGUGAUGAAGAUGCCUGAGGAUGAGUCGACGCCAGAGAAACGCACAGAUAAGAUAUUUCGACAGAUGGAUACGGACAACGAUGGCAGACUCUCUCUGGAGGAAUUCAUCAAAGGUGCCAAGAGUGACCCCUCUAUUGUCAGACUACUGCAGUCUGACCAAAGCACCUCUCGGCAGUUAUAAAUACAGAUCUUAAAAGCAGACAGGAAACUACACUGAAAAGGCAAGAUUUUACUUAGACAUGUUGUUUGAAUUAUUAAUGAGACACUUGUAUCUUUCCUGCUUAAAAAAGCACUUGUUAGUGGGUGGUGACCAGUUUCAUCAGUAUUCCAGCCUGUUUUUGGAAUUGAAUUGCUGAGUUGUCAUAACAUCUGGGCUCGGUCAGAAUUUUGAAGAACCCUUGAAAUCAAUUGGCAAAAUUGAGAUAUUUACAUUUAUAUUUUAAAGGGGUCAUAUGAUGUGAUUUCAAUUUUUCCUUUCUCUUUGGAGUGUUACAAGCUCUUGGUGCAUUAAGAAGAUCUGUAAAGUUGCAAAGACUAAAGUCUCAAAUCCAAAGAGAUAUUCUUUAUAAAAGUUAAGAGUCAACCACUCCCCCCUAAAACGGCUCAUUCUAACAUGCCUCCACGUCUUCGUCACGAUGUGGGAAGAUUUGCAUAACACUGCCCAAAUGUUCACGCAAAGAAAGAAGGGAUAACUUUUAUUCUCGCUGUUGCCACCGGCAACAUGUCAUGGAGAAGCUGUGUUUUGUUGUGAAAGCAAAGUUACUUUGUUUGGCCUUCCAAAAGAGAACACAACUAGAAAUCAGUGGUUAAGUUGUAUUUACAACACUGUUCCAGAACAGUUCAACCCAAAUAUUCAGAUGUGUGCAGCGCAUUUUGCGGAGGAAAAUGAUUGUUUCCUGUGAGAACAGCCUACAAUGCAGGUGUCUGUUUCUAUAAAGUGGGACAAUUCCAACUUCGCAAGGACAGGCGUUUCUGACUCACAGUCUGUAAGUUUUAAAGAAUUUGCCACUGAUGAUUCAAAUGUGUGUUUUCAGCAGUGUAGAGUAGCGCUUGUUGUUUUUUCUUUCUCCGAUCACAAAUGCAGACAUGGUUUUAUGUUUAUGCAGUGCGAUACGCAAC